AUGUCUGAAAGUCUCUUGGUGAUGGUGCGUGGAAACUGGACAUGGCUGGUGAUGUGGUGGUGGUGGCUGCCUUCUCUGGUCACCACACAAGAAACCCCAUCGUCUACACCCUCCCUACUCCCCCACAUGCCGGGGAGGAUGGGAGAGGUGCCGCUGGUUACCCUUGAUGACUUGGACACCUAUAUGGACUCCCUCACUGAACUGGCUCGUCUCCACAUCUCCAAAGCCUUCACGGAGGAGUCCCGCCUUUACAGGAGAAGUUUGGACAUGAAAUCGGUGAAGGUGAUCGGGACACAGUUGGCCCAAUUUGACCUGGAGGGAUCAGUAGGGGAUGGCUCCUCUUGGAUGAACCAGGUGACUGGCCUCCACCUCCUGACUCGCCAACACACAUCCUACUGGAUCUUGGGAGGACCCAGAAAUGAAUAUCAGAGAGUAGUAGCGUGGUCUGCCGUCGACCAAACCAUGAGGGUCAUCGCCAGGUUCCAGCUGACGUCCACCAGUAUCGUCAUGGUUAACAGGAUAGCAGUGAGUGAUGGGGAUGAGGGAAGGGAGGACUUUGUUUAA
Homarus americanus (American lobster) is the source of this 564-nucleotide messenger RNA. RefSeq lists its product as uncharacterized. Lineage: Eukaryota; Metazoa; Arthropoda; Malacostraca; Decapoda; Nephropidae. The record is from RefSeq and is a predicted model, not a curated record. The coding region runs from base 1 to 564 and encodes 187 amino acids. The transcript has 5 exons.